AUGGAAGGAGAUUCUUUAAAAAAUAAAGACUGGGUUGUUGAAGGUUCAUCAGGAUGGGGUUUGUCCUCACCUAGCAAAACUGAUGAGAGAGUGGGCUCCUCUUUGGGGCUGGACUGUGCAAACAGCACAAAUGAAUCCUUCAGUGAACAGUUUGCAUCCUUGCAUGCUUCUCUAAACAGCAGCAUUCUCGGAAGAGAUAUUGCCUUAUCAGGUGACAUGGUCCACACACAAGCCUUUCAGGAAACAAAUCCACUCAGUUACUUGGCUACCAAUAGUCUUUUUUCUCAUGUGUUACCACUGAAUCACACCGGAAUAUCUCCCACCUGUCCAAAUAAUGAAUCUUUGGGAAUCCCAAGUCCUACUGCAGCUUCUCCUCCCUUGAGAUCUCAAGAAGUCAUGUUCUGUCAAAACAGGGAACAGAGUCUAGGGCAGCCGGAACAGCUAAUGAUGCGCCAGAUGGAGCAUUUGCAAAGGCUGGUAUCUGAACAGCAGAAAAUCAUUUCGCUAUAUAACUCAGGUUUUUCAGUUUCCCCUGGAAUCUCACCCCAUCUACUUGCUAUAACGCCAUCCCUUCCAAGAGUGCCUGCUGCUUUAUUUCCUGCUCAGCUCCCUUUGGAGAACACUUUACCAGUUCAGAAUAGUGUAUGCUCACAAGUCACCCCUUUAAUAAUGAAACAUACCUUAUGGCAAGGUGCCACAGGAACUUCAGCAAAUGGCAGCUGUACAGAAGCUUCAAGGGAGCGUCCUGAAUUUCAGGCCACAGAGUCUUGCCUUGAAACUUUGCCUACUAUUAAGGAAGAGAAGGGGGAACAACCAGUUUGUGAACACACAUCCCUUUCUCCCUUUGGAAUAAGAAUAAACACGGGGACUAGAAGUGUUGAUGACAGACCUAUCAGGCCUGGAAUUGGUGUGAGACAGAAAACAUUUGAAGAGUUUAUUGAGGAGCAACUUAAAGUAGAUUCUCAAAGAAUAGAGGAUCACCAGAAGAACUCCUAUGAGACUAAAGUGGCUGCUCGGAAGUCAUUCCUGAAACGUGGGGAAGGCGCAGCAAGGCUUGAAAAAAAUAAAGGGAACAAUGAAAAAGAGCAAACCAAACUUCUCAGGAGAGUCAGCUUUGAUUGCCAAAAUCACUUUGCAGGGCCUGCGCACUGUGAUGCUGGAAAAUUAUUGGGAAAACACUCUCAACUGAAAAAGCAGGUCAGUAGUCCUACGGUGCUGUUCAAGAAAGUCAAAAAUACAAAUUGUAUCACCUCCAAGGAUAUAAAAUGUCAACUUAAUAGACUGGAGCAAAGACCUGAAGAAAGAAAAAGAAGCAGUAACCGUGGUGGCCAUGAUAGUGAAGAAAUGGUAAACAAAAAAGAACCUGAUAUACAAUCUCAGAUUAACUGGGUUGAAUGUUCCCACGAAUGGCAGGAACAAAUAAAGGAAAUCAAGAGACAAGCAACUGAUGAUAUUGACAUAUCAUGUCCUGGUUCCCGAGACCAUUCAGAUGUGGCUAACAAUAGACCCACAGACACUAAAGUUUCAGUGUGGCAUCAGAAGAAUUUGGAGGGCAGUUUAUCCCAGGUAACAGAGGUAACAGAAUGGCCCAUAAAUGCUUCACCGAGUACCUCCGAGCUUCAGAAUUUAGAAGGAAAUCGAACUAAUCUAGCAAAUAAGAACUGCAGGCUUCAGGUUACUCAGGCUGUGAAUGAUGAAAGUUCAGAGAUCAAAGUAGAAAGUGGCCCUGGCUUUAAGAAGGUCAAUGACCGAAUAGUAAAAGUUACUUCUAAGCCAAAUAGAAAACAGGCCGCCACAGUAGUUUGUUCCCAAAGGAAGCAACACUACAGUGCAGGUGCUGCUGACAGAUGGGAAGAAAGUCCUCCUUCUAGUGAUUCAGUCUUCUCAUCUACUGGUAGUGAAGAUGAACCCAAGUCUCAUUGCUCUCUGCACCCUGUAAAGCCCAACAUCCAUAGAGCAACUAAGACAGAACACAACUUGGAUCUUUCUGAUGCUGACUAUGCUACAGAUGAGCCCAGUGAAACUGAAGAUGGAAAAUACCCUGCCAAGAAGUUUGAAGUUCAGGGGUUAGCAGAUCAACAGGAAGCCUCCCUCAUCACAAGCAGCAGUGAUGAGUCUAGUGCUGGAGUUGGCAGCUUGAAAGGUAGAAAGACUCGCUCUCCUCUUAGGAAGUCCCCCUUCCAUCCUACAAAAACUGCAAAAGGUGGAAAAGAACCUGAGACAUGGAGGAAAAGCAGUGCCAGUCACAUUACAGAAUGCAGUUUGCAGCCUUCUACCUUGACAAGGGAUCUUGUGGCCAGCCUCUUUCCUGUUUUCAAGACUAAAGCAAGUGUAGAAGAUGAAAAAGCUGCACUAGAGCAAAUUAAAAAAAGGCCCACUGGCGAGUUGAAGGAAUGGAAAAGAGAAGCGCAAGUACAGCAUCAAGACACCUCUCUGCUAGCUCAGAUGAAAGACGAACAAGCAAAAGCAAUGGAUUUUCUCAGAAGACAAAUAAACCAGAUUGAGGAUAUCCAGCCUCAAAUGUUGCAUAAUCUGGAAGAAGGCAAGAAUGAGGAAGCAAUGGAAUUGCAGGUUAAAAAUGAAGAAUUUAAGAAACAUCUAGUUAAAGAGGAGGGAGAAUCAGUAGAAAUAAAAAUACUAAGGCAGCAAAUAUCAGAGCUACAGGAAGAGAUUAGGAGAAAUGAGUCUCACUGGCAUGCUGCCCAUGGUGAGCUGAGAAGUCGGGUGGAAGCCCUGACCAAGCAGAAUCUGGAGCUUCAAGAUGAGCUCAGAGUUUCUGAGCAUCAAAGGCUGGAGGCUGAAAGAAAACAUGGACCUCUGGAUUUUAUUGAAAGAGGAGCUGAAGUACCGGCAUUACCUCAUUUGGCUCAAAAUCAGCAAAAGAAUUGUGGAAGCAAACUAUUAACUGGGUCUUCUCUGAGUGUGUUUAAGGACACAACCUCAUCUUCAUAUAAGAAAGGCAAAUAUUCUUCAGGUAGUUCAGAAGAUUCAGCUUUUUUAAAUAACCCGAAUGAUGACAUUUUAAACUCCACAUCCUUGAGUAAUGAAGAAAUACAGAAGAAAGAGAAUGCUAGCCUUAUUAGUGCUCACAGAUUUGUGAAGUCCUCUGAGCAAGGGACCCCUGCAAUUAACUCCAGGAGAAAUAGCAUAAUCCCAAGUGGUAGGAAAACACCUGCAGAAAGUCUUCCAACUUUUGAGACCUUUGAAGCAAAGAAUUCCCCUCCAAAGUCAAUACUGUCUAGAAGAGCACCACUAUAUGUGGAAAGUAAGGACGAGGACAUGAAAGAAAAAAUAGAGUAUCCAGAUGGAAAGGUGGAACAGCUGUUGUCUGAUGGACGCAGAAUUACGACUUUCCGCAAUGGCACAAAAAAGGAGAUUAGUGCUGAUAAAAGGACAACUGUUCUUACUUUUUUCAAUGGAGACAUUAAGAAGAUCCUGCCAGAUCAGAGAGUGAUUUACUAUUAUGCAGAUGCCCAGACAACCCACAUCACUUAUCCAAAUGGCAUGGAGGUGCUUCAGUUUCCUAAUCACCAGAUAGAAAAACAUCAUCCUGAUGGUACCAAAGAAAUUGUGUUUUCUGAUCAGACUAUUAAACGACUGUAUGAUGGAGGUCUUGAAGAAACUGUUUUCCCUGAUGGCACAGUUGUUAAAGUAGAAAAGAAUGGUGCUAAAACCAUCUUGUUCAGUAAUGGACAAAAGGAGAUUCACACUGCACAGUUCAAGAGAAGGGAGUAUCCUGAUGGCACUGUGAAGACUGUGUAUGCUAAUGGCAAUCAGAAAACCAAGUAUUCUUCUGGACGGGUUCGAAUCAAGGAUGAGAAGGGGAGCCUCAUACUUGAUCGAAAGUGAUCAGUGUCAUCUUUUGAGAGGUGUUCUUUGUGUAUAAGUCUACAUAGUUCAAAGCAGUUCCUCUCUGAUAUGUGUUGUUGUUACAUUGUGGAUGACAGACUAUGUUUUAAAUACUUGUUUCUUUCUCUGAUUUUCUGUCCCCCUGCAACAAAAUGAUGAAUUAGAUGUAUGACAAUGCACAGAAAUACUGGUGAUAAAUACACAAUUUUCUGUUUAUGGAAUAGAAGGGAAGUGGACUGAACAGGUUGAUGCAGGAAGUCAAGACUCAUUUAUACUGUAAUAUUUUUCUUACAGUCAUGGAGUUAUCUGCUUUGUGGGUGCGUAUUCAAACCCUGUAUGCAUGGGAUACAAGAGCCUAGGGCACGUAUACUGUCGUUUAAUGACAGAGGGCAAUUUUAUUUUUAGACAUAUUUAAGAAAUUAGCAAAACAUUGGAUGAACAAAUCUUAACUAAUUAUUGAUGCAAUAUUACAAUUUAUUUACUUACGUAACACUCAAACAGUGCCUUCCUCUCAAAAUCUAAGAGCAAGAUCUGGCACCUUAAAGACAGGUGUUGCUCUUCAACUGUAGAGCAACAUUGCUACUCACCUGAAACUAUCUCAAAAUCUGGACUCCCACACACCUUCAGAGGGGGAUUGAUUUAUCUUAAUCCCCCUUCAGUUCUACUUGGCUCUUCUCACACUUGUCUUUGACCAGUGCCGGAUCUAGUGUUCCCAGCUCACACGCGCACAAUGUGCACGCACUCCCGGCGCCGCGUGAUGAUGUCACUUUGAGACGUCAUCACGUGGGGUGGGCGUGCCGCCAGCGGAGCAGCGGCAGCAUCAGCGGCUGGGAGGCCGCCUGCACCACUCGCCUGCCCUGCUGAGGGGGUGGCCAGCUUUCCCAACACUCCCUGU
This is a messenger RNA of Eublepharis macularius, 4744 nucleotides long. Its product is annotated as centromere protein J-like. The transcript has 17 exons. NCBI's taxonomy places the organism in Eukaryota, Metazoa, Chordata, Lepidosauria, Squamata, Eublepharidae. Bases 1 to 3849 code for a protein of 1282 amino acids. Gene Ontology annotation, biological process: cilium assembly; centriole elongation. Gene Ontology annotation, cellular component: nucleus; centriole; centrosome. Gene Ontology annotation, molecular function: tubulin binding. The record is from RefSeq and is a predicted model, not a curated record.